CACACAUCGAUGGAAAAAUGAUCGUGGCUGAUUGUAAAAUGUGGGGAACACUCCUGUUAUCAGUGACUCUGUUGAGUGCACGGGCUUCUUAAAAUGGAAUUCAACCGGAGAUAAGAUGUCAAAAAUUUGCAUUAUAUUCAAUUCCCUGCAUAAUGAAGACUGAUUUUGACUCAAAACAACACAUGCGGAAAGCUUAUCCUUUCCUAUUGUUAAGCUUGUAAAAAUUGCAAAAACAACAACAACAAAAAAACCGAAAAGGUUAAAGGUAACACCGAGAGAGACUUUAACCACACGGAAAGAGAGAUGCUGACGAAAGCAUGUCAGAUAUGGGGAACAGUUCUAGUAUCAAUAACCUUGUUGGGAUAUGCCAGACUCGACCAAGAUAUCUGCGAUUCCCGCGAAAACCCAUGUUCAAAGAAAUGUAUCAAGGAGGAAGAAAGCUGUGACCAACAAUGCCAAAAAGGCAACUACAGCUGUUCUCUUGACUGCAACGGGAAGAUUUGCAAUCAAGGUUGUGACGCUGAAAGAUGUAACCUUGAGUGCCACAGUGAAAACUGUGUUCAAAAGUGUAACAGUGACGUAAAAGAAUGCAUUAUGUAUUCCGACGCGAGUAAAGGUGAACAGACGUGUGAUGCUAAAGUAUGUGUCAUGACAGUAAGCGCAUCAAGCGAUGAUACACUAGAACAGAAAUGCAACGGGGUUGUCGCAAGAUGCGAGGCACAAUGCUACGUGGUUGGCGGUAAUUGUAAGCAGCAUUGUGACGCUGGAAGAUGUAAUCUAGAUUGCAGCGGGAAAGAGUGUGAUCAGAAAUGCAAUGGUGUAGUGAACGAAUGCAACAUGCAAUGUAAUGCUGGUAUAUGUAAACAGACGUGCGACGCUAAGGAAUGUCACAUUACAGGAAGUGCAAUCCACGAUAUACCCGAGCAGAAAUGCAACGGAGGAACAGAUAUCUGCGAUGCACAAUGCUACGUGAGUAGCGGUAGAUGCUUGCAACAUUGCGAUGCUAAAAAAUGUAAUCUGGAAUGCUGUGGGAAAGAGUGUGAUCAGAAGUGCAACGGGGGAGUAGAUGGAUGCAAUAUGUAUUGCACCACAAAUGAGUGUGAACAAAAGUGCGACGACGCUUGCUCCUGUAACGGGACAAAAAUCCAGCCAGUCAAUUCACUCGCUGAGCAGAAGUGCAUCUCAAUUUUCAAUUACAGGACUUUAUUUACGCCAAAUGUUAUUGCAAGUGCCUCAACUACAACAACUGCAGUCAUCAAAACUCAACCAUCAACUACACAAGCUUUAUCGUCAUCUUCGUCAAUAUCAUCAUCACCAUUACUAUCCCUGUCAUCAUCGUCGUUUUCGUCCUCGUCGUCUUCAUCGUCAUUGUCAUCGUCAUCUCUGACUUGCACAAGUCCAUCAUUGCCGCUGGUAACAAUCGAGAGUCUGGGAAACGAAUAUGUUUUUAGACUUUAUGGAAUAGACAUUAGCAGAGAAACUUCCCUCAAGGAGGCAAUGAUUUUGUUUGAAGACUUCGCCGAUCUGUGUCAGAACAUAACAAAACGUAUCAUAGGCCAACUUUGUAAGGAAGAAAUAAAGAAAAGAACAGAAGCCAUCUUUCAGGUGGCAGUCGCCUUCGAGAAAUUUGUUCUUAAGUACAGCAAGUACCACUUGAGUGAGGCAAGACCUUCCAAAAAGAUGACCGACCAAAAAAUGGCUGUGGGUAUUCAAUUAGGCUACCGCCAAAAUACAAGUGACUUCCUUCUCAAGAAAGAGGAAUGGCAAGCCAGCAUCAAUAUAUCUUCUGCAAAUUUUGCCGAGAAUGGAUCAGUGAUCGUGGGAUGUGUGUACAAGGAUCUUCACGAACUACUGCUGACACAUCAAUCUGUUGGGAAUGAAAUUGACAAUACAAGGUUUGUGAACACCAGGAUAAUGACCGCAGAUAUGGAUCCUAAGCCGGAAAAAUUACAACAAGAUGUUAUCUUGAAAUUCAGAAGCCUGGAGGUCGUGGAGGAAGAAAAACGUUGCAUGUUUUGGAGCGGCUAUAGCAAGAGUCCAGACGGGUUCACAAGUGAGGGCUGUCAUGUAGAUUCAGCGAAGAGCAACUCAGUGGAAACAGUUUGUAGAUGCAAUCAUUUGACUUACUUUGCGGUCUUAGUUGACUUUGACAGUGGUGACAAAAAGCUCACCAAGAAGGACGGAACUAUCCUGGAGACAAUCACUUACGUAGGAUUAAGCCUUUCCAUCAUCGGGAUGCUUUUGACAAUCAUCCUGUAUUCUUUCCUCACGGAUGUUCGUCAACCUCUGUCACAAAUACGUUUAAGUCUUUCUGCGUCCCUCGGAGCUGGACAAAUGAUCUUUCUCGCCGGGAUAAACGCCACAGAAAAUAUCGCUGCCUGUAUCACAGCGGCAGCUCUUAUGCAGUAUUUCCUGAUGGCCGCUUUCUGCUGGAUGCUGGUCGAGGGGAUUUAUCUCUACCUGUUUGUUGUAAAGGUGUACAAAAUCAACACCAAGAUGCACAUGUAUCACGUCAUGUCAUGGGGCUUUCCCGUCGUUAUGAUAGCCAUUUCAUUGAGCAUCUCUGCCGGAAAAGAAGGAAUACAGAGCUACACCAGUAAUAAAUACUGUUGGAUGUCCUCAGCUAACAGUUUGAUUUGGAUAUUUGUCACAUUUGUGAUUACGAUUGAAUUUGUCAACAUUUUGAUACUCAUUCGAGUCGUAAGGGAGAUGACCAGAAUGCAGCCAACAGGAGAUAAGCAAAUCCAGCAAAUACGACUUGGCAUAAGAGCAUGCGCGGUGAUGAUUCCCCUGCUGGGUGUCACGUGGCUAUUUGGUCUUUUAUCGCCGUUACACAAAGUUUUCGCCUACAUUUUUAACAUCGUCAACUCUACUCAGGGUUUCCUGAUUUUUUCACUUCACUGUGUGCGAAACAGCCAGAUUAAAGAGCGGUUCAACAGAAAAGUCAACACUGUUUUUCCAUCUGUUAACAAAGGAAACUCUACAAAGAAGGGCUCGCAGGUUAACCUUAGUGAUGUUGGAGAUGCGAGGGGAGUUGAACUGGUGUCUUAUCAUUAAUAUGAACUGAAAAAAACACUCAACUUGGGAAACGGGACCAGGACAGGUUUAGAAUUGGAUUAAAUGUUUGUAGAGCGGCAGUUGUUACUGAAAAUUGCGUCAGAUAGUCUAAUCCAUAUUAAGCCAGCUUUCUAGAGUCAUCCGCCUUUAGCGUUGUCUAGGUUCUCAACUAGAUGCUAAUAGCUUCCCUUGAUGGAAAAUGAGUUUCUCUAGCCUAUAAAAGGUGUUAACGAUAUACAAACUCUUUAGAAAAGGGUGUUAUUGAUAUUUGUGUCAACGUGUCUAACCUAUGUUAGACCAGCUUUCUAUAGUCAUCAGCCGUUAACGUUGUCUAAGCACUUAAAUAGAUGCAGGCAGCUUCUUUAGAUGGAAAACAAGUAGUUUAAUUUUAGCCCAUCGUAUGUGUCAACAACACACACAAUUCUUCAGGAAAGUGGGUUAGUUUAUCCUAAUGAAAUAUUUUGGAUUCCGGUUGUUAUGAUUCAUUGUUACAUUUAAGGGUAGUCAGUCCUCUACAUAAUGGUUAGUUCAAUUCGUGCGAUAGAUAUGAUUGCGCUUCAAGGGAAACUACAAUAUAGUAAGAUGUUUGUAAAAAUCAUAUCAUGCAUUUGUUAUACUCAGUUGCUUCUAAAUAACAUUAAUUAUUAAAAACUAAAUCAUUGGAUAAUGCAAUUCAAGACUU
This is a messenger RNA of Stylophora pistillata, 3739 nucleotides long. RefSeq lists its product as uncharacterized. Gene Ontology annotation, molecular function: G protein-coupled receptor activity. NCBI's taxonomy places the organism in Eukaryota, Metazoa, Cnidaria, Anthozoa, Scleractinia, Pocilloporidae. Gene Ontology annotation, cellular component: plasma membrane. The record is from RefSeq and is a predicted model, not a curated record. Gene Ontology annotation, biological process: cell surface receptor signaling pathway; G protein-coupled receptor signaling pathway.